AUGGAUUCCCAUUUCGCUACGGCUCACUUAAGAGAAAAGCAUUUCAAAAAACGAGUCAGCCGUGAUAAUUAUAUGGAUAGCGGCAAAGUCCAGACUAGUAUUUAUGACAUGGCAGAAGAAGCCCUACGAUCAACAAGUCUUAAAGCAAAUUUUCAUCGCCUGACACGAUUACUGAUGCGUGGAGGUGUGAAUCUUUUGCGGGAGACAUUUGACUCCAUUCACUCACCAGCUGAUCUCCCUUUGAGACUCGCUGAUCCUGCCAUACAGGUACAGCUGAGAGGAGCAAGACUUACCCAGCCAGAGAGGAAUUGUCUGUACCCAACCCCAGGGAUGUAUGGAAAGUCCAACGAUUUUGACAUCACAUUAAUCUUCAAGUUACUCAGGACAAUAUGCAACCUGACCCCUCCCCCUGGACCGAGAGGAUGGGAUGAUUUACCAAACGGCUCAGACCACACUCUGGUGGCAGAUUUAGUGCGAAUAAAAUAUUAUCGAAAUGAGAUUUAUGGUCACCAUCACAGCAUGGAAAUAUCUGCCGCCGAGUUUGUUCGUCUCUGGAGGGAAAUUAGUGAGGCUCUGUUACGAAUUGCGACAAAUAUUAGUCCUGCAAAGAGAGAUGAAUGGAAGAAGUCCAUUGACGAUCUUCUCUGUAAACCUUUGACGCCAGAUGAGGAAAUAUGCAUUAAAGAGCUAGAGACCUGGUAUAUGCAAGAUCUGGAAAUUAAAAAUGAAGUGGUACAGCUGACAGAGAAAGUGGACUUUCUAACAACUUUGGUUUUAGUUAUACUGAUAAACGUACUUGGACCUAAUGCUGCUGGAUCCGAACCAUUAGUACCUGUGCCACAACAAGCAGAGGGAGUUGAUGAUCCCGAAGCAAAUAAUCCAUUAUUACCUGAGCCGGAACAUGUAGAGGGAGCAUAUGACCCCGAACCAAAUAAUCCAUUAUUACCUGAGCCGGAACAAGCAGAGGGAGCUGAUGACCCUGAACGAAAUAAUCCACAGGACAUAGAUGUUUGGGACGUAAUUUUAUCAUUUAAAGAAUCAACUGAUUUAUUCUUACGAUAUUUGAGUUCGAAACUUCAUCUUCGAGUGCGUAACAAAGGGAAAGGGAGCUGGCAUAUAACAGUUGAAUGCAGUUCAUCGCAAGUCCUUGAAGGUUUGUGGGAGGAUUAUCGCAGUGGUCAUCUUAAUUCAGUCGCCCAGGAAAUGCUAAUAACACAACAGGUUUUGGAGAAACUUGGUCGUACGGAGCUGAAGCUGAAGACCUUUAUUUCCGAGGAUCAGUAUGAGAAAGGGAAAAAACUAUUAAAGGCGAGCUCAGGAGCGGAAGACAAGAGCGACACUCAAAGCGCCUUUCAAGCUACAAUCACAAAGGCUUUUUCUGAAGGAUCUAUCGAGCCAGAUCUCCCGGCAAGGAUAUCAACAUUAGAGCGCGAAAACGUUGAAUUGAAGGAAAAAGUGAAAGCUAUUCAGGGAAAUUUUCAAAGUGAGAGAGAUCUUCUGGGGAGGAUAUCAACAUUAGAGCGCGAAAACGUUGAAUUGAAGGAAAAAGUGAAAGCUAUUCAGGGAAAUUUUCAAAGUGAGAGAGAUCUUCUGGGGAGGAUAUCAACAUUAGAGCGCGAAAACGUUGAAUUGAAGGAAAAAGUGAAAGCUAUUCAGGGAAUUUUUGAAAGUGAGAGAGAUCUCCUGGCGAGGAUAUCAACAUUAGAGCGCGAAAACGUCAAAGUGGAGGAAAAAGUGAAAGCGGCUAUUGAGAGAAUUUUUCAAAGUGAGAUAGUUUCAAAAAUGGAACGGGAAAACAUUGAAUCAGGGAGAUCGGAAGGGGCUAAAAAGGAGUCCAGACGUUUCAAAGAAUUACUGAUCAACUCGGGUCAUAAUACAACCUCUUCAGAAGGAUCUCCCUGUCCAACUAAAGAUGAGCGAUGCGACCUGCAUGACCCAAAGGAUGUAUUCCGAAAGAAGCGAAUUUUAAAACGACUAAUCAGCAAGGAAACACAAGAUGUUGGUGUAGCAAUGCGUAGGAGAUCAAGUCUUGUGAGGAAAUUGUCUAAACAUCGUUAUCAGCCAUCAUCAGGAGAGGAUUCGGAUGAGCAAGAUGAGAUUGUGCAAGAGGGAGUAAGAAGGUCCAGCCUGCCUACCAUAAGAUUCAAGGCAUCAAAAAGGAAAUCAUCCGGUGCUGGCACCCCUAACAAGGAAGACUUUCAGGAUCCAAAAGAAGAUGAUGAUACUAAAAUUGCAGCAAAACCUUUCAAAGUUGAGGUGCAACCCAGACAUCAACAACAGAAAGAAGGUUCACGAGUGGAAUUUAAAUGCAACAUCUCUGGAGAGACAGAAGCACGUUAUCAAUGGCUCAAAGAUGACUCCAAGAUUCAAGGUCAAAGAAACUCUUCCCUUGUUUUGGAUCCAGUUAAGGUGAAAGACUUUGGCAAUUACAAGUGUGAAGUGAAAUAUUAUGAUGGUGACAGUGAGAAGUGUGUGACAUCUCUCCCUGCAGAACUAGACGUCAUCCCCAGUGAUGGAAUGAAGCUCAAAUGUCUCACAAAUGUAGAUCCCAAUAUUCAAGAGAAGGUUGGACACCUUCUGACCAAGAAAAAACCGGGAACUCGGACCUGGAAACAACUCGCUAUCAAGUAUGCUAUGGAGGAUCAUCUUAUAGUUUCUCUUGAAAACAACCAAGAGACAGCCGGAAGAGAAGUAAUCGAGUUCCUAGCAAAGUCAUACCCGAAACUUACAGUGUAUGAGGUUUGCAAGGAACUUAAAGACAAAAACAUACGGCGUUUGGACAUUAUUGAAGUAUUGUCAGCUCAUCUUUCGGCUCCAAUUUUGGGCGGUGAGGUGCGUCUAUAGAGUUUUUUUUACGUGAUAUCGUUUUAAAUGUAAUGUUUAAAAAAUGGGUCAGUUGUUGAUAGAAGUUUUUAGGUCGCGAUCAAUGAUGGUCUCUAGGAGAGUUAGUGACGCUUUUGAAUGCAGUGAUACAGUGCAUCACAUCGACAAUUUCAGGGUCUGUGUGACUUAUAGAUCUUGAUCCAUAAGCAAUAAUUUAGCAUCAAGGGAGGUUGUAUAAUUUGAAAUGUUUCCUUGAGUAGUUUAUUUUUAUGGGACCUUGUCAACUGGAAAAGAUGUUGACUAAAAUUCUUAUAGUCCUUUAUAGACAAGUAGAUAAUUUGGAAACGGCUAGAUAACAAGUGUGUUAUAGUCAACGGACUGCAUUGAUAGGGAAAAUAUGGAUUACUGUCUCAAUUUUUUUCUAUAUUUUUUGUAUUUAUAGAGUUUUCAAGUUUUAGCGAUUUAGUUAUUGUUUACUAAGUAAACCAUAUUCAGGAAAACUUUCUUAUAAGAGAUUUCCAUCCAUACUUGAUAACAUGUAUUUCAGAUUUCAAAGGUGAACAGAUGAAAGUAUUAUAUAUGCACAAUUACGAGAUAAGAUAAGAUACUGAAGAUAAGAUACUUUAUUAACCACCAUUGCAGCCAUAGGCUGAAUUACAGGAUAUUUACAAAUACUGAUGAUAACAAAAGAGAGAAUAAGAGAAAUUAUCUACAUCUUAUAGACAUGGCUAAAAAUAAAACUGUUCUUUAAACGCUCGGUUUUACAUAGGGGGAGAGUGAAAUCACUUUUGCGUCUCAGUGCAUAUUUACAACUCUUCCUUUGGGGGAGGAGGCUAUGGAGAUUGUGGGUGGGGUUACAGAAGAUCUCGUCAAACAGAUCGAUUGAAAUCUUUUCUCUUCUCUCAUGAAGUUUUGGUAAGCCAACUGUUUCUAGUGCUACACUAUAUGAAAGGUCAGGAUAGAUGAUUCUGAAUGCCCUUCUUUGGAUCCGUUCCAAAUCUUCACUGAUGUAGUUUGGUAGAGAACGAUGGAAUACAGGACUUGCGUAUUCCAGGACGGGUCUAAUACAUGUCACAUAGAAUUGCACCAGUUCACUUGGUGCCACUCCAGAUCUCUUGAGUUGACGUAAAAAGUAGAGACGAGAGGAACAUUUUCUAAUUAGUUAAGAGGUGUGCAUGUUCCACUUUAAAUCAUAGCUAAUGGUCACGCCUAGCAAUUUGGCACUGGUGACUAAUUCGAGGGGUUUGAUAUUUAGAACUAGGGGUUCGAAAUCGUGGUUGCUGUUGGAAAAACCAAUUCGAAGUUCUUUGCACUUGGCCUCAUUCAGUUGGAACCCAUCGAGACUCGCUUGUCUCGAAAGGUCAUCCACAGCUUCUUGGAGUUUGCUCUUAUUACCCUUUGUAACUAUUUCGGAACAAGAUGUAUCAUCCACGUAUUUCCACAUGUCAACUGGUGUGUCCAAGUCAUUAAUCAUGACAAGAAAUAACCAGGGGGCCCAGUUUUGUUCCCUGGGGGACACCGGAUGGCACAGAGCGCCAUUCAGAGUGACAAUCCUGAGCAAGUUUAACUCUUUGUUUAUUCUAAUUUUUCGUAGGAUUGUCGUACUAUUUACUCAACACAUA
Messenger RNA from Pocillopora verrucosa, 4445 nucleotides. NCBI's taxonomy places the organism in Eukaryota, Metazoa, Cnidaria, Anthozoa, Scleractinia, Pocilloporidae. The record is from RefSeq and is a predicted model, not a curated record.